CGUAGGUAUUCAACGCGGCUCAUAAUAGUAGGAUGCAACGCUGAUAUUAUGGAUUCCGGUAGCAACUUGGUCGCAGACGAUAGACUCGUUUUUGCGCUAGAUCCUCAAACUGUAUAUCAGUAUGAUUUGCGUACGGCGCGGGCAACUAUGCGCCCUCGGGGACACAAAGUUUUGUCUGUUUUGCCGACCUUAAAGAGUAAUGAACGUCUGCAUGCACCAUUACGAGCCCGAUUGCGUCCAUUGCUAGCAGAAUCUACAUCAGGGCAGCACAACGAGACAAGACCGGUGUCCCUCAAGCAUUGCAGUACCAGGGUAGAAACAAAGUUACCAAUUCAUGAGUCGCGGCAGCUAGCUGAGCUAUCGGAUGACGAAGACUUUAAGAUUGCACAGCUGGGUCUGACGACAGGAGAAGACGCGGUAAAUUAUUUCACUACCGCAAGCAAGGACUCGCACGUCAAGUUCGUGCAUCUUGUUCCAGCGGCCGACGGUUUAGAGCUCAACCCUUAUCUGUUGGUAGUAGUUCCUUUCAGUGCUGCCCUUUCGCGUGGCGAAUACUUCACCAUGUCCCAAACUGGUCUCGUUCGUUGUGUCCAGAGCAACGGUGUAAGCGAGACAGAAUGUGUAUCAAUGAACGAAUGGGUACGACAUUCCACAUUUUUUAACAUUCUACGAAGUAUACCGUAUUUCAAGUUGUUUGUUCGGCUAAAGAUAUUCCGCCAAUGGCACGCUAAUGUGCGCCGGAAACUUUUUGUACGGCAACAGCGCUAUUUGAGAAGCAGACUGCUCUUGGCUCGUGCCAUUCUUUGCCAACCAAUAAUUGAGCUAAAGACGAAGAUCUAUGAGCUCAGGAAGGCAUCCUUCAUCGCACCAUUAUCCCACAAUCGUCUUCAAAGCAAAACACUCUUGAUAUUUAUAGAACAACAGUUGGUCGCAAAAAAGGAGGCAAUGUUUACGUGUGAAAGGAUAAUGAAACGGGUAAUAGAUAUUACAGGCGUAGCUUGCGAAUCAGUAAAAUCACUCCAAUACACCAAAGACAAAUCUGCUAGUUCCCCUAAAGAGCUAUGUACUCUUUUGUUAUCUAAACUGGAGGAGGGCGGGACUAGAGGCCCGUCCAUUAACAGCGAAAUUGAGGAAAGACGAGCCCAUAGGCGAUUGGUUGCCAGUGCUUCGAAAGAUCGAGGGCUGCUCACUAAUUUUGUGCGCCUAGUAGAUUGCAUUAUGGUGGAAACCGUCAUAUCUAAUGUAAUGCUCAGCUUCACCGAAACCUUGCUGGCUAAUCUCGUGGAUACUCGACACAAGGUUGGGUUGUUUGAGGUCAUGCUUGGAUUUGAGCUUACAGGAACGACGUUCUCCCCAAUGCUCUCUGAUUUUCUGGACAUGUCACAGCGCGUCACUGACGAUGUCAUAGCCGAUUUAUGUCGCAUUCCACGUGUCCUAGACUCUCGAAGUUGUGUCGAGCAUUGUCCCUGGACUUCCUUUGCGUCGAAAUUCGAUGAAGUUAUUUAUUCUCUCCCUCUUUUUCGUCGCUUCGUGGACGCGUUGCGCAACAAGUUUCGUUUAGAUUUCAAGCUUGCAAUGCACAAAGCGGCGGUUUUUGAUUCAGUGAGGCCAAUCUACGAAGAAUCGAGGAAUUUCAUUCCGCGCGUGUAUCGGUCAAAAGCAAGAACAUUUUCUGAGCUGCAAAUUGAAUUCGAGCAGAUCUGUGCCUGGCAGCAGGAGCUAGACAGGAUGCGAGCUCGCGAAUCUUCUGGGACAAUCGAAGCUACGUCGCGGCAUCUCAAGCAGACGCUGCUACCCUUUGUCGAAGCAAAGCAGGGUCUGCUUAAGAGUAUAAUCAGAGAUGAGGCACGUGUUCAGUGUUCAAAUUUGCGGACGAUGCUAAUGAUGCGUGUUGAAGUUCUUGAGGCAAUUCCAAAAAAUCUCGAUGACUUUGCUAGCUAUCUUGAACAGACAGGAGCAUACGACGAACAAGAGAUUAGCCGCAUUAGAGGACCUGUGGACCGAAUGUACUCACUACUUCAAAUAAAUGAAGUUAAGGUCCCGCCUGAUGAUCUUGUUGCAUUGGAUGAAAUGCACAGCCUCGCGGCUCGAUACAGCAAGCAGCUUGUCGCUGCUCAGACCUUCAAGGAGAACGAGCAUGCAAAUCAGAACGAACAACUUGAUAAGGACAUUGUAGCUCUAAACUCUGACCUGUCGGUGGUUACGACUGAAAUCAUGUCAGGCAAUUUUGUCGAUGUCAUGCAUUUUGAUGAUCCAGAGAUGCCCGUUAUCAAAAGGGAGCUAGCAGCGAUGCACUACCGUUUGGAACAGCUCGCCACGCGCGCUCAAACAUAUGCCAGCUACAAAGAGUUGUUUGGACUUCACGCAGAUGAAUUCCCCCAAUUAAACAAAGCAACAGACCGGCUGAGACUUGUCGACAGGCUCUGGACUUCAAUCGCUGACUGGCACGCUUCCUAUUCUAUUUGGAUGCGUGGAGAUCUGACGACGCUUGACGCGGAAGAAGUUGACAGUAAAAUGCAGGUCCUCCAGGCCGACGCAUUUUCGCUCAAUCGCAAGGUGAACUCUCCCGUGACAGAGAAAUUUGUGCUGGUUAUUGACGAGUUCAAGCCAGUCAUGCCCCUAAUCGUGGACCUCGGGAAUCCGGCCAUGCAGUCAAGGCACUGGGAGCAGCUAUGCAAGGCGAUGGGAAAGAAUUUUGAUCCUAGCACAACAUUCAGUCUCGAGGACUUCCUCGCAUGGGGCAUCACCAGCCACGCGGAACUAGCGAGCGACGUAAGCAGUACUGCGUCCGGAGAGUUCCAAUUGGAGAAGGGUUUAGCAAAAAUGGAGACUGCCUGGGAAACGCUUGCCUUUGUUACCAAAGAAUGGCGGACGAGCUACAUUCUGGUCAGCACGGAUGAAAUCCAGCAGGAGCUUGAUGACCAGAUUGUAAAAACACAGGCCAUGCGGGGCUCUAGCGCAUCUCAGCGUCCUAAACAUCUUGCGAGGCCGCCCAAGGCGACGGUCUGAUCAGAAACUCCGCACGCGUGUGUGCGUUGAGUUUCUCGAUGUAUAGCACACUCACGCCACCGUCCUCUCGCAGGAUUUGUGAAACCCUUUCUAAAUAGAACGACGGCCUAUGAGUCAACUCUCGUCCUGUUGCAGGAUAUUAUUGACAACUGGUUGAAAGUGCAAGCCGCCUGGCUUUACCUAGAGCCCAUCUUCUCCUCGGACGACAUAAUGAAGCAGAUUCCUACCGAAGGUCGCUUGUUCAAGACGGUGGAUGCGACUUGGAUCGAUUCGAUGGCGCAAACAGCACAAGAGCCCGCCUUGUUAUCCGUGGUGCGGCGACCGAACCUGCUUGAAAGUCUGAUUGAUGCAAACGUCAAACUGGAGAUCAUCCAAAAAGGACUCUCUGACUACCUGGAGACUAAAAGACUGGCGUUCCCGAGAUUCUUUUUCUUGUCGCUGCCUGCGCGAAAAUCACCGUUCUUUCUCUGUCCGGAGAGUAGGCGGAAUAACCGCGUUCUGUCGGGUCAGUAUCGACGCGACGUUUUACUCUCCACGGUGGCAUCGUCGAGCCCCACGCCAUCGACGCAACACGGUCGCGUGUCACUGUUUGAUUUAUACGCAGGUCGAACGACGAACUCCUCGAGAUCCUGGCUGAAACAAAAGACCCGACAAAAGUCCAACCGCAUUUGAAGAAGUGUGCGGACUCAGCGUCCCUGAAGCUGCCGUCAACUUGGGAACAGUGCAUGAAUCACACACGCCAUCGAGGUGGCUUCCUCCAAACUUCAUGCCAAAAAAGAGAUCACCGUGGACUCUCGGGACAGUGCCCACGCAGGCUUCGACGGCGUCGCUGCACUCGAAUUCACCGACCGCCUGGACAUUUUGUCGUGUUACGACGGCCCCGUAGAUCGGAGUGAACGUCUAGAGUUCUCGUACGGUCCGUGCCAUCACAGACCAAUUAAUCCGCGAGACAGCGGAGGUAACGUCGAGAAGUGGCUCGUAGAAGUGGAGAGCAUAAUGAAAAAGUCUCUCGCGUUUGCAAUAGACGAGUCUUUAGUUGACUACGCAAGGGCCAAGAGAUCGGACUGGCUUCAGAGCUGGCAAGGUCAGACCGUGCUCACGGUGAAUCAGAUUACGUGGGUUGUUGCUGUUGAGGCGGCUAUCAUCCAAGGUGGAAAUGCGAUGGAGGUCCUUUAUGAACAACGGCGCGGCGAGCUCCUUGACGUCGUUAAGUCUGUCCGCGGCAAUAUAUCCAAGAUGCUUCGGAACACCCUCGGUGCAUUAGUAGUGAUGGACGUACACAAUCGCGACAUCACCGAAUGGUUGUCAGAAACAUCAAUCUGUGCCGUGUCCGAAUUUGACUGGCAGGCGCAGCUGCGGUACUACUGGGCCGAUGCUGGCGCGUCGUCGCAAACGGGCAGGCCAGAGACCAUUUCUUGCCGCAUGAUCAAUGCCAUGAUCUUAUAUGCAUAUGAGUACAUAGGGAACUGCGGAAGGCUUGUGAUUACACCCUUGACAGAUAGAUGCUACCGCACGCUGAUGGGCGCUAUUCAUCUCAACUUAGGUGGAGCUCCUGAGGGUCCCGCAGGCACCGGUAAAACGGAGACCACCAAAGAUUUGGGCAAAGCCAUCGCUAUUCAAUGUGUGGUGACGAACUGCUCGGACGGGCUGGACUAUAAAGCGAUGGCCAAGUUCUUCAAGGGGCUAGCCGCCUCUGGUGCCUGGGCCUGUUUUGAUGAGUUCAACCGUAUUAUCCUAGAAGUUUUGUCUGUCGUGGCGCAGCAAGUGCUGACCAUUCAGCAAGCAAAAGCGAGGCAGGCGGAGCGGUUCAUGUUCGAGGGCACGGACCUCCCUCUGCGAAUGACUUGUUGUCCUUUCAUCACGAUGAACCCUGGCUAUGCCGGUCGAGCGGAACUCCCGGACAACCUCAAAGUACUCUUUAGGACUGUGGCGAUGAUGGUGCCGGACUACGCGAUGAUCGGCGAGAUCAUCCUGUACUCCAUGGGGUAUACCGAUGCGAAAGCCAUGGCCGUCAAGAUCGUUACGACCUACAAAUUGUGCAGCGAGCAGCUCAGUGCGCAGUCGCACUACGACUAUGGCAUGCGCGCCGUCAUCGCGGUUCUCAGGGCUUCGGGCAAUUUGAAACGAAGCGAGGGCCACCUUCCGGAGGACAUCUUGGUUUUGAGAGCCAUUAUUGAUGUCAAUGCGCCGAAGUUUUUAGCACCGGACGUGCCCCUGUUCAACGGCAUCACGUCUGACUUGUUCCCGGGCGUCAAAUUGCCGGAGCCGGACCGCCAGGCCAUGCAGUCGAAGUCAAACGAAAGUUGCGUCGAGCGCAACCUGCAACUCACGGACUACUUCUGGGGCAAGAUUGUGCAGAUCUACGACAUGAUGGUCGUGCGGCACGGCUUCAUGAUCGUCGGGGCGCCGUUCUCGGGCAAGACGUCCGCUUAUAGAGUCUUAGCCGACGCCUUAAGUAAGCUACACGCAGAAUUCCCGGAAGAUGGCAGAUGGACCGAUGUGGUACCUUUUGUGAUGAAUCCCAAGAGUGUCACGAUGGGCCAGCUCUACGGGUGUUUUGAUCCAGUCUCGCACGAGUGGACGGAUGGCAUCCUCGCGAUCCAGUACCGCAACGCGGCCCAAUCAAAAGUGGGCAAACCGGAAGAUCGCAAGUGGGUCCUGCUGGACGGGCCCGUCGACGCGAUCUGGAUCGAGAACAUGAACACGGUCCUGGAUGAUAAUAAGAAGUUGUGCCUGAUGUCCGGUGAAAUUAUUGCGAUGUCCGACGUCAUGAGCAUGAUCUUUGAACCGAUGGACUUAUUAGUAGCAUCCCCAGCAACUGUCAGUAGAUGCGGCAUGGUCUACAUGGAGCCCGAGCAAUUAGGGCUACGGCCGCUGUGGGAGUCCUGGGUCGUUGGGUGGACGGUUGGCGGCUACUAUCACCAAGAACGCGGAGACGAACCGCCGCCCUUUGAACUGAAGGAGGAGGAACAAGUCCAUUUGACGGCGUUAUACGACUGGCUCGUCGAGCCGUCCAUGGCCUUCCUGCGGAGGACCUGCAAAGAGAUGUCUCCUACGGUGGAUUCGGCGCUGCUUACCUCGCUCUUGGGUUUGCUGCGAUGUCUACUAGCAGCAGCGAUCCCGGGCCCGCACGACGCCAACACGGAGGAGGGGGGCAAUUUUCGGAAAAAACAGCUCGAGUGUUGCUUCCUGUUCGCGCUGUUCUGGUCUACCGGUGUCACCUCGGACGCUGCCGGGAGAGAAAAAUACUCGCUCUUUGUGCGCGAGGUCAUGAAGGACGUCGAUGUCAUUGAUGAAAAGUAUGGUGGUGUCGCAACUGCACUAGCUGUCCGCAAGUGGCGGAAGCCGGACUACAAGAAUUGCGAGGACAAGACGGCCUUUUUAGUCCAGACAGACGAGGGGAAUUUGCAGGACUGGUGUUAUGAUCCAAGGAAGGGCAAGUGGGUCAGCUGGGUCCAGACCCUAGCUAAGUUUACGAUCCCAGAUGACGCUGAAUUCAGCACAAUUAUGGUGCCCACUGCUUGCACUGCCCAGCUAUCGUACAUGUGUCGCACUUUGCUCACCCAUGGGUUAAGACCGCUGGUCUGCGGCCCGACCGGAACGGGCAAAUCUGUAUCCGUCAUCAAGUGCGUCACGGAGGAGUUGGAUCAAUCCAAGUACAAGCCCAUUCAGUUAGGAUUCUCUGCAAAAACCUCCGCAACAAUGACCCAAGACAUCAUCGACGGCCAGCUAGGUAAAAGGCGAAAAGGCGUUUUUGGCCCGCCCAUGGGGCAAACGGCCAUAGUCUUCGUGGACGACAUGAACAUGCCUGAAGUUGAAACUUAUGGGGCACAACCACCGAUAGAAUUGCUGCGGCAGCUCGUGGACUGCGGCGGCUACUACGACCUGAAAGAAAAAUCGUGGGUGGACAUCGUGGACACGCAGGUCUGCUGCGCAAUGGGCCCGCCCGGUGGGGGAAGGAACGGUACUACUCCUCGCUUCUUGAGGCAUUUUUCCCUACUCUGUGUGGAUUCAUUUGACGACGAUACUCUCACAUUAAUUUUCAGCACGAUUGUGAAGGCCUACUUCAUGCGCGGCUACUCUGGCGACGUGUGCCAGCAGGCGGGCAAUGUCGUAGACGCGACAAUGCGAACUUACAGGGAAGCCAUGAAGGGUCUACUCCCUACACCUUCUAAAUCUCACUACACAUUCAAUUUGCGGGACUUCUCGCGCGUGGUCCAGGGUGUGUUACUCCAAGCCCCGUCGGGCGAGUUCGCUAACAAGUCCAGCGUGAUGAGAUUGUGGACCCACGAAGCUUUGAGAGUCUUUGGGGAUCGUUUAACAGACGAUAACGAUCGGAAGUGGAUGUGCGCCCACGCUGCGACCAUGUGCAAGGAGAUCUUCAGGUGCGACUUCCAAUCGGAGUUCGAGCAUAUUCGACCCGCGGACGAGACGGAGACGGGCUACGGCACGCUCCGAAGACUGUUCUGGGGUGACUACAUGACUCCGGCCGACGAGGACGAUAGGCCGUAUGUGGAGGUUCGCGAUCUCCAGUUACUACAAAACCGGACCGAGGACUCGCUCGCGGAGUUCAACCAAACGUCCAAGAAGCCCAUGGAGCUCGUCAUGUUCAUGUUCGCCAUUGAGCAUGUCUCGCGAAUCGCAAGAGUCCUGCGGAUGCCUGGUGGCAACGCUCUACUUGUCGGUGUCGGCGGUUCGGGCAGACAAAGUCUCAGUAUCUUAGCGACAGAGAUGGCUGGCUACGCCCUGUUCCGCAUAGAAAUCACGAAAUCCUACGGCAUGGCCGAGUGGAGAGACGAUCUUAAAAAAGUACUUAUUGAGGCGGGGUCUGGCGAUCGGCCCUUAGUGUUCUUGUUCUCGGACACGCAAAUUGCUAAGGAAGGGUUUGUCGAGGACAUUAACAACAUGCUGAACGCGGGCGAGGUGCCCAACAUCUUUGCAAGUGAUGAAAAGGUCGCCAUCUGCGAGAAAGUCGGGCCUUUUGCCAAAGAGCAAUUUGGCCGAGCUGCCGGCGACAUGACGCCUCUUCAGCUCUAUGCGUAUUUCAUUCAGCGGGUCAAGCAGUACCUGCACAUCAUCCUGGCGUUUUCGCCCAUCGGCUCCGCCUUCCGAGAUCGACUGCGAUUGUUCCCUUCCUUAGUAAACUGCUGCGCCAUCGACUGGUUCACGGCCUGGCCCGGGGACGCGCUCCUAGCCGUAGCGGAGAAGUUCCUCAAGGAAGUCAAGUUGGAUGACGAAGUAAGGCCGGCCAUCGUCGACAUGUGUAUGACCUUCCACACGAACGCGCAUGCCCUGGCGGCGGAAUUCCUCACAGAACAAGGGCGGAUCACCUACGUCACUCCUACAUCGUACCUAGAGUUGAUUGUGGCGUUCAAGCUUGCUCUAGCCGAGCAACGGGAAAAAAUAACAGCGGGCAAGGACCGCUACCAGAACGGUCUCAAACAAUUGGCGGGAGCCGAGGAGAACGUCGCGACGAUGCAGGUCGAACUCACGGACCUCCAGCCGGUGCUGGCGGAGGCUCAGGUCGCGACGGACGCGUUGAUGGAGGAGAUCGAGGCGAAGCUGCCGGGGGUGCGAGAGCAGGAGGAAGUCGUCGGCGCGGAGGCGGCGGUCGCGCAGAAGGAGGCCGAUGCCGUCCAGAUCGAAGUGGACGCGGUGCAAGCUGACUUAGAUGAAGCGUUGCCGGCGUUAGAAAGUGCGGUCCAAGCCUUGAAUACGAUCAACGACAAGGACAUCGACGCCGUGCGGAAAUUGUCGAAACCGCCAGCCACGGUCAAGUUGGUAGCAGAAGGUGUUUGUGUGAUGCUCGGCGAGAAGCCGGUCAAGAUCCCGGACCCCGAGGAUAGUUCGAAGAAGAUCAUGGACUACUGGGCGCCGUCCCAGAAGAUGAUGGGCGACAAGGGCUUCAUUCCCCGGCUCAAGGAAUAUGAUAAGGAUAACAUCAGCCCGAAGAUCAUGAAGACAAUACGGACGACCUACAUGCCCAACGAGAAGUUCAACGCUGAGAGUGCGGCCAAAGCGUCAAGUGCCGCAGCCGGGCUCUGCAAAUGGGUCCUGGCCAUGGAAUGUUUUGAUCUGUGCGGGAGAUCAGGUUUUUGUGGUUCCUUCGAUUUGUGAUUUCAGUGGUAGUCGAUCGCUUUCUCGUACCGAUCAUCGGUGGUUGUUGAUUUCUACACAGGUUAUGAUCGAGUUGCAAAAGUGGUUGCUCCCAAGAAAGAAGCCCUGGAGAAAACGCAGGCUGCUUUAGCUAUCACGAUGGGCGAGCUUAACGAGAAGAAGGCUUCUCUAAAGGUCGUCCAGGACGACCUCGCAUCGCUACAGGCCAAUUUAGCUGGGGCUGAGCAGAAAAAGGCGGAACUGUUGAAUCAAGUCGACCUGUGCGGGAAGAAGUUGGUGCGUGCGAAGCAAUUAAUUGAAUCACUGGGCGGAGAAAAGACGAAGUGGGGCAUCUUCGUCGAGGAGCUGGACGCGGCCUAUGUUAACUUGACGGGCGAUGUGCUGGUGAGCGCCGGUUUGAUGGCUUAUUUAGGACCAUUUACGUCCACCUUCCGACAAAGACAAAUGGGCGAGUGGAUCGCCACAUGCAAGAAAUUAAAUAUACCUUCAUCCGAGAAACCGACGCUGAUCAACACGCUUGGGGACGCUGUGAAGAUAAGACAGUGGAACAUUGAAAACUUACCCACGGACGACUUUUCGGUGGAGAACGCCAUUACUAUUUUCGCGGCGCGCAGAUGGCCGCUCAUGAUCGACCCGCAGGCGCCGACUCGACGUGAAAAGUGAGCUUCAACUUGAGGCGGUCGUUGUGAUGGUGUCAUCAUGAAGCCACCGUGACACCGUCUUCAUGAUCGCGAGAGAGUUCACGUGUCGCGAGGGAGCUGCGGCACUUUCGCGAAGGCGUCGUUCCACGCAGGGCCAAGCUAAUAAAUGGAUCCGGCAGAUGGAAGCCCCAAACAAACUUAACGUACUCAAAAUGUCUGGGGAAUAUAUGAGAAAUAUGGAGACGGCCAUCCAGUACGGCUUUCCCGUGCUGUUGGAGGACGUCGGGGAAGUCCUCGACGCCACGCUCGAACCCUUGCUCCUCAAACAAAUAUUCAAGCAGGGCGGCAUGGAUUGUAUUCGGUUGGGUGAUGCGACAAUCGAAUACUCGGAAAUGUUCCGCUUCUACAUUUGCACUAAGCUAAGAAACCCCCACUACGUGCCGGAGAUUAGUGUCAAGGUCGCGCUCCUAAACUUCAUGAUCACGCCACAGGGCCUACAAGAUCAACUGUUGGGUGUUGUCGUAGCUAGAGAACGCGCCGAUUUAGAAGAAAAGAAGAACGAAUUGGUGUUGGAGGGCGCGGAGAAUAAACGAAAGCUCAAGGAGAUCGAGGACCAAAUUCUCGAAAUUCUUUCCGGGGAAGGAAACAUCCUGGAAAAUGAGACGGCUAUCGUCACCUUAAAUCAGUCAAAAGUGACCAGUGACGACAUUAAGGCGAAGCAGGCAGUCGCGGAAAAGACGGAGAUCGAGAUCGACAACGCAUGAGUCAGUGUCCAUGUUGCACUUCAGCUUGAAUCGGUGUCCCCACUCGACGUCGUCUACCGCGGCGAUGGCGUGCCGGUGGUUUAUGCGUGUUCUCUUCCACGCAUCCCACAGCGAGUCCUCAAAUUGAGUUGUCUCUCAACACGCGAGAUCCUGUCACUUCUACACUACCUCCACCACGCCAUCGACGUGAAGCCUGUGGCGAGCGGACGACAAAGUACUCACCCUCAUUCAACACAGGUGCGCAAGGGCUACACGUCCGUCGCCUACUCGACACAAGUCUUGUUUUUCUGCAUCGCGUGCUUGGAGAACAUUGAGCCCGUCUACUCUUACUCUUUAGUUUGGUUUAUCAACCUCUUCGUCGCGUCCAUCAAGAACUCAGAAACGGCUUCUGAUGUUCCCACAAGACUAGAUAAUUUGUACAACCACUUCAUUUAUUCGUUAUAUAAAAAUAUCUGCCGAAGCUUACUGGAGAAAGACAAAUUAUUGUUCUCCUUUGUGCUCACGAUUAGGAUCCUACAGGGGAAGAAUGAACUUGAUGACGCCGAGUGGCUAUUUUUCUUGACCGGUGGGGUGUCGCUAGACAACCCUCAUAAAAAUCCAGCCCAGGACUGGCUCGCUCCUAAAUUGUGGAAUGAGAUCUGCUUGUUGGACGCCAUUCCGGCGUUCAGAGGUCUCCGGGAACACGUGGAUCGCUGUCCCCACCAGUGGCGAACUUUGUACGAUAGCACGGACCCUCAGGAAGAACCGCUACCGGACACGUGGGACAAGCUGACCGGCCUGAAGAGGUUGUGCGUCUUGCGUUGCGUCCGGCCGGACAAAGUUGUGUUGGGCGUGCAGAAGUUCGUCAUCAGCGAGAUGGGCGAAAAGUUCGUGCGGCCGCCGCCGUUCGACCUGCAGGCUUGUUAUGAUGAAUCGUCGUGCAUCCAGCCUUUGGUGUUCGUGCUAGCUCCGGGGAGCGAUCCGAUGGCGUCUGUGUUGGAAGCAGCGGAAGCGAUUGGGCGGGAGGUGGAGCCGAUCUCAUUGGGUCAAGGUCAAGGUCCCGUCGCGGAAGCACUCAUUGCAAGAGCGUGCAAAGUUCACGGCGACGGCUCUUGGGUCGUGCUGCAGAACUGUUCGUGGCGGCGUCCUUCGCUGCACCUUCAACCGGAGGCGGCGCGUCGAUCGGCCGGAAGCUGGGACGACUCCCCGGACGCCAUCGCCGCGACGCCUUCGAUGACGAGUGUUCACCGGUUCCUACACAACAGGUCACCUCGCCGAGUCGUUCAUGCCCCGCUUCGAGGAGAUUUGUGAUAAACUGGGCGACCCACGGCCCCACGAGAAUUUUAGAUUGUGGUGCACGACAUGUCCGUCCCCGAUAUUCCCCACUGCAGUUUUACAAAACAGCAUCAAGAUGGCUAUUGAACCGCCGAAAGGGCUCCGAGCGAACUUGGUCGGCAGCUACUCGUCCGCGCCGCUCGCGAACGAUGGUUAUUUAGAAUCGAACGCGAAGCCCGAAAAGUUCCGGAAGUUGUGCUACUCGUUGUGUAUCUUCCACGCUGUACUCCAGGAGCGCCGCCUGUACGGUCCGCUGGGCUGGAACAUCCCCUACGGCUUCAACGAGUCGGACAUGCUAAUAUCAUUACAACAGUUAUUUGCGUUUCUAGAAGAAAACGAGGAAACACCAUUCAAAGCACUGAAGUACUGUAUUGGGGAGUGCAAUUAUGGGGGCCGCGUAACGGACGGCAAGGAUCGAAUAACGCUAAAUAGCAUUAUGGAAAGGUUCUUCAACGAGGAGGUGCUGGAGACAGGCUACAAGAUGUCCCAGAGUGGCACGUAUUCCAGUCCGGGUGUAGAAACAAGGGAGGAGUUCCUCGAAGUCAUCGAGGGCUUGCCUUUAGUUGCUCCCCCAGAAAUCUUCGGCUUCCACGAGAACGCGAACAUCACAAAGGACACGAAGGAGACGAACGCCAUGUUCGCUACCUGUUUACUGUGUGAAGGCGGGGGAGGGGGAGCCAGUUCCGGCGAUAAAGAUGCUACUAUUGCAGCGACUGCGGGUGAUAUUAAAGAAAAAUUACCUGCUGCAUAUGACAUGGAGCAGGCGGCGAUCUCGUAUCCCGUGUUGUGGGAGCAGUCCAUGAACACGGUCCUGUGCCAGGAGUUGGCACGGUUCAACAACCUCACAAACGCGAUGAAAAAAUCACUAGUGGAGGUGGAGAAAGCGGUGCGUGGCAUCGUCGUCAUGAGCGGACCCCUGGAAGCGCUCGGGGACUCUUUAGUGUACGGCGCGAUUCCGCUGAUGUGGAAGGUGUGUUGUCCGCGUCCGGUCCUCUCCCGUCGUUUUCGACCCCCACGCCAUCGCCGCGACGCAACCCCCAAUCGCACACAGGCCAAGUCGUACCCCUCGUUCAAGCCGCUCGCCGGCUACGUGACAGAUCUCCUAGAGAGAUUGAACUUCUUACGAGAAUGGCUGGAAGAGAAGCCGCCAGCCACCUACUGGAUCUCGGCGUUCUUCUUCCAGCACGCCUUCAUGACGGCGAGUAAGCAGAACUACUCGCGGGCGGAGACGAUCCCGAUCGACGCGAUUGGGCUGCAAUUCGAGAUGCUGCAGGCGUCGUCCUAUGCAAAGCCGCCCGCGCUCGGCGUCUAUGUGUACGGCUUCUUCUUCGAGGGCGCGCGCUGGGACAAGGAGCAGAAGAAGAUCCUCGAGUCCGACCCGAAGGUGUUAUUCACGACUGCUCCUCUCAUGUGGUUCCAACCCAAAAGGACGGUCCAAAUAAGGCACCCGCCGUCCUACCUCUGCCCGGUCUACAAGACGGGCGACCGGCGGGGCAUCUUGGCUACCACAGGACAUAGUACGAAUUUUAUCCUCGACAUCUAUGUGCCGAGCGAUGUGCCCGAGGCGCACUGGGUGCAGCGCGGGGUGGCGAUGCUGUCGCAGCUGGAUGACUAAGUAGAGAGUGACGUGGCCUCCCCCGAGUAGAAAUACCCCCCCCCCCGGCAGCGCUCGCACGCGAGC
Pelagomonas calceolata is the source of this 13526-nucleotide messenger RNA. Lineage: Eukaryota; Pelagophyceae; Pelagomonadales; Pelagomonadaceae. The record is from the annotation of a GenBank genome assembly.